Molecule: messenger RNA, 1533 nt
Organism: Rhea pennata
Lineage: Eukaryota; Metazoa; Chordata; Aves; Rheiformes; Rheidae
Product: cytochrome P450 3A9-like
Exons: 13
Coding region: 1-1533 (510 amino acids)
Biological process (GO): steroid metabolic process; oxidative demethylation
Molecular function (GO): oxidoreductase activity, acting on paired donors, with incorporation or reduction of molecular oxygen, reduced flavin or flavoprotein as one donor, and incorporation of one atom of oxygen; heme binding; testosterone 6-beta-hydroxylase activity
Source: RefSeq, a predicted model, not a curated record
AUGAACCUCCUUCCAUCCUUCUCGGUUGAGACCUGGGGCCUCUUGCUCGUUUGCUUAGCUCUCCUGAUGUUAUAUGGGAUCUGGCCGUUUGGUUUGUUCAAGAAGUUAGGUAUUCCCGGGCCAAGGCCUCUGCCAUUCUUUGGAACGUGCCUGGAAUAUCGCAAAGGUUUUGUGGAUUUUGACAAUGAAUGCUUCCAGAAAUAUGGGAAAAUCUGGGGGUUUUACGAUGGCAGGCAACCUGUGCUCGCUGUCAUGGAUCCUCAAAUUAUUAAAGUUGUGCUGGUCAAAGAGUGUUACACCACCUUCACCAACCGGAGGCACGUAGAUCUAGUAGGGGUGCUGAACAAUGCUGUCUCAAUAGCUGAAGAUGAACACUGGAAAAGGAUUCGUACCGUGCUCUCCCCAACCUUCACCAGUGGGAAGCUCAAGGAGAUGUUUCCCAUAAUAAAGCACUAUGGGGAAGUUUUGACAAAAAAUAUUCAGAAGGAAGUGGAAAAGGACAAGUCUAUAGACAUGAAGGAGCUCUUUGGAAGCUACAGCAUGGAUGUUGUCACUAGUACUUCAUUUGGUGUGAACAUUGAUUCCAUGAACAACCCCAAAGAUCCGUUUGUCAGAGAGAUGAAGAAGCUUGUCAAGUUUGACCUUUUUAACCCACUCUUCAUUCUGUUAUUUGUUUGUCCAUUCCUUAGUCCCCUUCUUGCCAAGAUGAAUGUAAGCUUCUUCCCCAAAGAUGCUGUAGACUUCUUCAUGAAUUCAAUCUCCAAAAUUAAGAAGAAUCGUGAAAAGGAGACUCACAUGGGCAGAGUAGAUUUUCUGCAGCUGAUGAUUGAAUGCCAGAACUCAACCACUAACGGCAACAAUGAAGUGAAUCGCUCAUAUAAAGCCUUGACUGACGUGGAGAUUUUGUCCCAAGCAUUUAUUUUUAUCUUCGCUGGGUAUGAGACUGUCAGCAGUACACUUUCCUACGUGGCAUAUGAACUGGCCACACACCCUGAUGUACAGCAAAAAGUGCUGGAGGAAAUCGACUCCGUUUUGCCCAACAAGGCUCCGAUCACAUAUGACAUGAUAAUGCAGCUGGAAUAUCUUGACAUGGUACUGAAUGAAACCCUCCGGCUCUUCCCUCUUGGAGGACGACUUGAAAGAUCCUGCAAGAAAAACAUUGAAAUAAGUGGUGUGACCAUUCCAAAAGGGACUGUUGUCAUGAUCCCACCCUUUACCCUGCACCACAACCCCGAGUACUGGCCAGAGCCAGAAGAGUUCAGACCAGAAAGGUUCAGUAAGGAAAACAGGGAGGCCAUAGAUCCAUAUACAUUCCUGCCCUUCGGAGCGGGUCCCAGGAACUGUAUCGGCAUGAGGUUUGCGCUCCUGACUCUGAAAGCGGCCAUCACCGUCCUGCUGCAAAAUUUCACCUUCCGGACCUGCAAGGAGACUCCGAUCCCUCUCAAGCUGAGUUCAAAGGGAUUCUUAAGACCCCAGAAACCUAUUUUGCUGAAGUUGGUCCCUAGGAGUGACCCUACACCUGCCGAAGCGUAA